UACGCAUGGAAUCUGCCUCUUGAAGUCUUGUGAAGUCUUUUGAAAUCUUACGAAGUCUUGUGAAGUUCGAUGAAGUUUUGUGAAGUCUGUAGAAGUCUUGUGAAGUUUUAUGAAGUCUUAUGAAGUCUUAUGAAAUCUCAUAAAGUCUUUUGAAGUCUCAUGAAGUCCGUGAAGUCUCAAGAAGUCUGUGAAGUCUCAUGAAGUCCGCGAAGUGUGUGAAGUCUCAUGAAGUCUUUUGAAAUCCAAUGAAGUCUUCAGAAGUCUUCUGAAGUCUUGUGAAGUCCUAUGGAGUCUUUUGAAGUCUUGUGAAGUCCUAUGGAGUCUUUUGAAGUUUUGUGAAGUCCUAUGGAGUCUUUUGAAGUCUUGUGAAAAUAUGAAGUCACUGCGGCUGAAGUCCGUUGAAGUCUCUUGAAGUCUUGAAGUCCGCUGUUUCCUCCUUGCUAUAUCUCUUAUUGCUGUAAAUCAUCAUUCGACAUAAACAUUUCAUAGCUUUAUUUUUGUAUUUAAUAUAAUAAAUGUGCGUCAUCUAUUCCAGAAGUAAAUUGAUAAGUGCUUUUUUAACGUUUCCAUGGAAUGGACGACACGUUAUAAUGGAAUGAAAAACAAUUCUUUAUGAUUAAUGUUUUAAAUUUUCUUUUUGGGACUUCGUUGUAGAUGUAUGAGUGAGGAUAAUAAUAACGAAAAUAUGUUACUUCGUUCAUCUGUCUUUGUACCUUUUGAGUCUCUUACACAACAAGUUAUCAAAUCUGUAGUUUCAGUUGCAACAACAUUUCGUAAACCUGGUUUUGAUUACAGUGAGCGUACGAUUCUCAUAUUUUUGCUUGAAAUAAAGAAGAAAUUAAAAGAUAUUGAAAAGAAAAUCCAAGAAAGUAGCACAGAAAUCGAUCAACAAGUGAUUCAACAUGCACACAAUGUUCAACAAUGGCUCGUCGAUAUAAAUAAACAACCAAUAAAUUGGAUAGAACUUGAAAAUAAAUAUAGUAGAAUUGCCGACCAAAAUUGUGAUGAAAUGGCUCGUUAUUGCCGAUCUAAUAUUGCUGAACCUUAUUUUGAAUUAAAAGCCAAAACUCGAUAUACUGGUGUACUACAAUCUCGUGAGUAUAUAAAAAAAUUCCGAGAAAAUGGCUUUGAUCCAAAAGAACUUAAGCUGUAUUGGAAUGUGAAACAAAUUGAAAAUCUUUGUCCAGAAUCAAGCGGAAAAAUUCCGUAUGAUCCAUCAGAUGAUGAUGCUGUUGAAAAUCUUCGUGAAUAUCCUGUUAGUGAACGAAAUAAUAGUGGUAGAAUAAAUUACGUAACAAAUGGCAUCGAAAAAGCAGUUUUUGAUGUACCAGAAAAUGCUCAAAUUAUUAUUUUGAAUUUUGCGAAUGAACAAUCUCCAGGUGGUGGAUAUUUAAGGCAUGCUCGAGCACAAGAAGAAAUUCUUCUUUAUAAUUCUGAUGGUUAUCGUGCAUUACUUGAUCUAAAAUAUGGACGUAUGAAUAGUGGUUAUGCAAUACCUGAAUUUGGAUUAGCUUAUGUUCGUAAUAUGCGAAUUUUUAAAUCGCUAUCAUCGGAUGAAUAUCGAAAAGCUGAUAUGUUAGUAUCUGCUUGUUAUUGUAUGAUUGGACAUGAACUUUAUCAAAAUCCGAAAAACAAAGAUGAUUGGGGAAAAAAGAAUUUAGCAAAAUUUCGUGCGUUUAUAGCAGCAGCUGUUACCAAUACAAAUGGUGAUGGAAAAAACACGUACCUUCUACUUGGACCUAUUGGUACUGGUGCAUUUGGAAAUGAUGUUCAAUGUAUUGGUGAAGUGUUUCGUAAGGCACUUAACUCACCAAUGAUGGGUUCGAAAGGACCAAUAAGACAUGCUUUUGAACAUAUUUGGUUUGUUUCGAUUGAUCGAUGGAAAAAUGAGGAAUUCAAGAAGAUCUUUGAUAAAGAUGAAUUUGACAACAAUUAA
This is a messenger RNA of Rotaria sp. Silwood2, 1936 nucleotides long. The record is from the annotation of a GenBank genome assembly. Lineage: Eukaryota; Metazoa; Rotifera; Eurotatoria; Philodinida; Philodinidae.